Ustilago hordei is the source of this 543-nucleotide messenger RNA. RefSeq names its product putative YAH1 - Ferredoxin of the mitochondrial matrix. The coding region runs from base 1 to 543 and encodes 180 amino acids. NCBI's taxonomy places the organism in Eukaryota, Fungi, Basidiomycota, Ustilaginomycetes, Ustilaginales, Ustilaginaceae. Gene Ontology annotation, biological process: P450-containing electron transport chain; positive regulation of oxidoreductase activity. Gene Ontology annotation, molecular function: 2 iron, 2 sulfur cluster binding. Gene Ontology annotation, cellular component: mitochondrion. The transcript is spliced from 2 exons. The record is from RefSeq and is a predicted model, not a curated record.
AUGGUCACUCCAUCAGCAACACGCACCGCUCUAUCGGCUGCGACUCAUGUUCUCCGCCGACAAACGCUCACCACCGCACCCAAGGUCCUCACUCCACGCACAAUCCCCAUCGCCUCUUCAUCCCGCCUCUUCACUACCACCCCUAUUCGCCCCCACGGCGGAAUCACAAGACCAGCUCCUGGUACAGGCGUCAAAAUCCACUUCGUCGAUCCAAAAGGCGAGCCACUCAAAUCUGUCGAAGCCAACGAAGGCGAUGACUUGCUAAGCGUUGCUCACGAAUACGAUAUUGACCUGGAAGGAGCUUGCGAAGGAUCAAUAGCUUGUUCCACUUGCCAUGUGAUUUUGGAACCGGACGUGUACGAUAGCCUGGAGGAACCAUGCGAUGAUGAGAAUGAUAUGUUGGACUUAGCGUUUGGGUUGACAGAUACAAGUAGGUUGGGUUGUCAGGUGAAAGUAACGAAGGAACAAGAUGGGAUGAAAGUGCAGCUUCCGGCGGCUACUAGGAAUAUGUACGUUGAUGGUCAUAAAGCAGGUCAUCACUAA